Syzygium oleosum is the source of this 1017-nucleotide messenger RNA. RefSeq lists its product as uncharacterized. The transcript has a single exon. Bases 1 to 1017 code for a protein of 338 amino acids. NCBI's taxonomy places the organism in Eukaryota, Viridiplantae, Streptophyta, Magnoliopsida, Myrtales, Myrtaceae. The record is from RefSeq and is a predicted model, not a curated record.
AUGUCGGAGCGGGACGACGCCGUCAGCCUCCGCGUCGGGUGCGCCGCCGCCCUGUCCCCGGCCAAGACCCUCCUCGACUCCCUCGCCGUCCUCCUCCGCAACAAGCGGCUCUUCCUCUCCCUCUUCGCCGCCGCCGCCCUCCCCCUGUCCGUCCUCCUCUUCUCCCUCGCCGUCUCCGCCCAUCCGCUCCAGUCCCGCGUCCUCCACCUCGAGUCCCUCGCCCGCCUCGCCCCGACCCGGUUCGAGUCCCGCCAGGUCCUCAAGGAGUCCCGCGCCGCCGCCCUCUCCCUCCUCCGCCUCCGCGCCUCCUACUCCCUCCCCUCCCUCGCCCUCUCCCUCGCCGCCGCCGUCUCCGCCGUCGGCGCCGCCCACGCCUCCCUCUCCGGCAGGCGACCCACCCUCCGCUCCUCCCUCUCCCCCGUCCGGGAGAAGUUCCCCCGCGCCCUCGCCACCGCGAUCUGCGUCCACGCCUCGAUGUGGAUCUACCUCAGCGUGCCCGCCACGCUGGUCGCCGUGACCGGCUCGCGGGGCGGCGCGCGGUUCCUGAUCGUGGCCGCCGGGCUGGCGGCGGAGAUCUACCUGGCGGCCGUCCUGGGGCUGGGGAUGGUGGUGUCGGUGGUGGAGGAGCGGUUCGGGUGGGGGGCGAUCCGGGCCGGGUGGGGCCUGAUGGGGGAGGGGGGCAGGCGGAGGUGGGGCGGGUGGGCCCUGUCGGGCUUCUUCGCGGCGCUGACCGGGUGGAUCUGGCGGGCGGCGGAGGUGAAGAUGGACGGGCAGGACUGGGGGUCGGUGGAGGGGAUGGUGAGGUGGACGGUGGGGGUGAGGUGGCGGGCGUGGCUGAUCCCGGCGUACGGAGGGGUGGUGCUGUGGAGCUACGUGGCGGCCACGGUGUUCUACUGCGAGUGCACCAAGAGGCGGCCCCCCGCCGCCGGCGGCGUCAGCAGCAGCAAUAGGGGAGGACGAGGAGGAGGAGAGGGCGAGAUGAUCCCGCUCGCAAUCGCGGAUCACACCGACCCGUAA